CCGCGGCGGCGCUGGCGAGCCCACAACAGUCGCAGCCAGCGGUCCUCCCCUCCUUGACACUGCGAGGCAGCGAGCGCGCAGCCCGCGGCCGAGCGCACCUGGGCAGCAGCCCCUGAGCUUUCACCGCGCCAUGUUUCAACCCGCCGAGCACGCCCAGGACUGGGCCAUGGAGGGUCCCCGGGACGCGCUCAAAAAAGAGCGGCUGCUGGACGACCGCCACGACAGCGGCCUGGACUCCAUGAAGGACGAGGAGUACGAGCAGAUGGUGAAGGAGCUGCGGGAGAUCCGGCUUGAGCCCCAGGAGGCGCCGCGCGGCACCGAGCCCUGGAAGCAGCAGCUCACCGAGGACGGAGACUCGUUCCUGCACUUGGCCAUCAUCCAUGAAGAGAAGGCAUUGACCAUGGAAGUAGUCCGCCAAGUGAAAGGAGACCUGGCCUUCCUCAAUUUCCAGAACAACCUGCAGCAGACUCCACUCCACUUGGCUGUGAUCACCAACCAACCAGAAAUUGCUGAGGCACUUCUGGAAGCUGGCUGUGAUCCUGAGCUCCGAGACUUUCGAGGAAAUACCCCCCUACACCUCGCCUGUGAGCAAGGCUGCCUGGCCAGUGUGGGAGUCCUGACUCAGACCUGCAGGACCCAGCACCUCUACUCCAUCCUGCAGGCCACCAACUACAAUGGUCACACAUGUCUACACUUAGCCUCUAUCCAUGGCUACCUGGGCAUCGUGGAGCUUUUGGUGUCUUUGGGUGCUGAUGUCAAUGCUCAGGAGCCCUGUAAUGGCCGAACCGCCCUCCAUCUUGCAGUGGACCUGCAGAAUUCCGACCUCGUGUCGCUUUUGUUGAAGUGCGGGGCUGAUGUCAACAGAGUCACCUACCAAGGCUACUCCCCGUACCAGCUCACCUGGGGUCGCCCAAGUACACGGAUACAGCAGCAGCUGGGCCAGCUGACCCUAGAAAACCUUCAGAUGCUGCCAGAGAGCGAGGAUGAGGAGAGCUACGACACGGAGUCAGAGUUCACAGAGGACGAGCUGCCCUAUGAUGACUGUGUGCUUGGAGGCCAACGCCUGACGUUAUGAGCUUCAAAAAGUACCUAAAAGAACAUGGACUUGUAUAUUUGUACAAAAAGAGAGUUUUAUUUUUCUAAAAAAAAAAAAAAGAAAGAAAAAAAAAAUCAAAA
Messenger RNA from Panthera uncia (snow leopard), 1176 nucleotides. RefSeq names its product NFKB inhibitor alpha (gene NFKBIA). NCBI's taxonomy places the organism in Eukaryota, Metazoa, Chordata, Mammalia, Carnivora, Felidae. The record is from RefSeq and is a predicted model, not a curated record. The transcript has 6 exons. Gene Ontology annotation, molecular function: protein binding. Bases 131 to 1075 code for a protein of 314 amino acids.